AUGCCCGACCAGAACGCACCGUGGUCACUGCCCCAGCCAACAGCUGAGUGCACCCCGCCAUCGUUAUUAACUUCGCCCUCACCUUCUGUUUUUGGCAUAUUAUUUUAUUUCGCUACCCAAAGCAAUCCCACCACCUUCUCUAUUAGCAGUGUUAAAGCAAUACAAACAGGAACCAAACCGUCAUUGUCGUCACCAGCACCAGCAAUGGCGGAACCACACUCUCCAUGGUGGCACUCUCCCGUACCGUAUCUCUUUGGAGGGCUAGCAGCGAUUCUCGGUCUCAUCGCUUUUGCUCUGUUGAUCUUAGGUUGCUCCUACUUCCGACUUUGUGGUCUUUUGGACACCACCACAGGUGAAGGAGCUGAUGUUGAAAGUGGCCAAAAAGACGGUGAUUCCAGCGAGCAGGUGAAGGUUUAUGAGGAGAAGAUUUUGGUGAUAAUGGCCGGUGAGGAGAGACCUACGUUCUUGGCCACCCCUAUUUCCAUUAAACCUUCCUGUUUUGAUGAUAAAAAUGGUAAGUGUGAGGACAAUGAAGGAUCUGAGAAAGCUAAAAAUGGUGAGAAAGUGAAAGAAGAAGUGGGUAACGAACGCCAUUAGAGGCAACAAACCCAAUAUCAAAAUUUUACUGUUCUUUUCUUUGUUUUCUGGGUUUUGCCUUGUUGUUCCUUUUUGGUAAUCGGAAAUGUAAAAUUUUUUUGCUGAGAAUGUUCAUUAGAUAUGUGAAAGAGUUUCCGUCACAAAUCCCUAUUGAUUACAUUACAAUCAAAUUCCAUAUACGAAACAGGUUAUAGUUUCUUGUAUUGUAAAAUUUUCAAUCUUGGUGAAAAGAUCAACCUUUUGUUUUAUGAUUUAUAAA
Gossypium raimondii (Peruvian cotton) is the source of this 856-nucleotide messenger RNA. RefSeq names its product protein GLUTAMINE DUMPER 3. NCBI's taxonomy places the organism in Eukaryota, Viridiplantae, Streptophyta, Magnoliopsida, Malvales, Malvaceae. Gene Ontology annotation, biological process: regulation of amino acid export. The record is from RefSeq and is a predicted model, not a curated record. The transcript has 2 exons. The coding region runs from base 1 to 597 and encodes 198 amino acids.